This is a messenger RNA of Peromyscus maniculatus bairdii (prairie deer mouse), 5595 nucleotides long. The record is from RefSeq and is a predicted model, not a curated record. NCBI's taxonomy places the organism in Eukaryota, Metazoa, Chordata, Mammalia, Rodentia, Cricetidae.
GCAAAGCGCGCGAUCACGGCCACGGCCACGGCGCCGCGGGCGGCUCGGUCCCGAGGAGGGGCAGCGCUUAAGCGGGCGCAGCGCCGGAUCCCAGCGAGGAUUUGGGCUCGGCGGCGCGCCCUCCGCUGCCUCUCCCGGCGGCGCCAGACUCCAAGCGGGGGCCAGCAGGAGGGCAAGAGGACCCAGAACCCGGUCCCCACGCCGGGGAGCCGCGGGACUUCGGACUUGUGCAACUGUUGCCACUUUGGGGUCUGGUGUUUCGCUGCUGCUGUUGCGUCUACACUGGCAGUUGCGGCUCAGGCUCGCGUCCCCCUCGGCUUCCCGCGUCUACCGGCCGCCGCCGCCCCGAGGCGGCCCGGCGCGCACUCAGCACCAUGAGGACACUUGGGACUUGCCUGGUGACUUUGGCUGGACUUUUGCUAACUGCGGCCGGGGAGACGUUUUCAGGUGGCUGCCUCUUUGAUGAGCCAUACAGCACAUGUGGAUAUAGUCAAGCUGACGAUGAUGACUUCAAUUGGGAGCAGGUGAACACCUUGACCAAACCAACAUCUGAUCCAUGGAUGCCAUCAGGCUCCUUCAUGCUGGUGAAUGCUUCUGGGAAACCUGAGGGCCAGAGGGCUCACCUACUCUUGCCUCAGCUUAAGGAAAAUGACACCCACUGCAUCGAUUUUCACUACUUUGUAUCCAGCAAGAGUAACUCUGCUCCUGGGUCACUCAGUGUCUAUGUGAAGGUGAAUAGUGGGCCAUUGGGGAACCCUAUCUGGAAUAUGUCUGGAGACCCCACCCGCACAUGGCACAGGGCGGAACUGGCCAUCAGCACCUUCUGGCCCAACUAUUACCAGGUGAUUUUUGAAGUGGUAACCUCUGGACACCACGGCUACCUUGCUAUUGAUGAAGUUAAGGUCUUAGGACACCCAUGCACCAGAACUCCCCACUUCCUGCGGAUUCAGAACGUGGAGGUGAAUGCCGGCCAGUUCGCGACCUUCCAGUGCAGCGCCAUAGGCAGGACCGUGGCCGGGGACCGGCUCUGGCUGCAGGGCAUUGAUGUCCGAGAUGCUCCUUUGAAGGAAAUAAAAGUGACUAGUUCCAGAAGAUUCAUAGCCUCAUUUAAUGUUGUCAACACGACCAAGAGAGAUGCUGGGAAGUACCGCUGCAUGAUUCGCACAGAAGGCGGUGUUGGGGUAUCAAACUACGCAGAAUUGGUAGUUAAAGAACCACCUGUUCCCAUUGCUCCGCCGCAGCUUGCCUCUGUUGGAGCAACCUAUCUGUGGAUACAGCUCAACGCCAACUCCAUCAAUGGGGAUGGGCCCAUUGUGGCCCGUGAGGUCGAGUACUGCACAGCCAGUGGGAGCUGGAAUGAUCGGCAGCCAGUGGAUUCCACGAGUUACAAAAUUGGGCACCUUGACCCAGACACGGAAUAUGAGAUCAGUGUGCUUCUCACCAGACCAGGGGAAGGAGGCACUGGAUCUCCUGGGCCAGCUCUGAGAACAAGAACCAAGUGUGCCGAUCCCAUGCGUGGCCCGAGAAAACUGGAAGUUGUAGAGGUCAAGUCUCGACAAAUCACCAUCCGCUGGGAGCCAUUUGGAUACAAUGUAACUCGUUGCCAUAGUUAUAAUCUCACGGUGCACUACUGUUACCAGGUGGGAGGACAGGAGCAGGUGCGAGAAGAAGUGAGCUGGGAUACGGAUAAUUCACACCCUCAGCAUACAAUCACCAACCUCUCCCCAUACACCAAUGUCAGCGUGAAGCUCAUCCUCAUGAACCCCGAGGGGCGCAAGGAAAGUCAGGAACUCAUUGUACAGACGGAUGAAGACCUCCCAGGUGCUGUUCCCACUGAAUCCAUCCAAGGAAGUACCUUUGAGGAGAAGAUAUUUCUUCAAUGGAGAGAGCCAACACAAACAUACGGUGUCAUCACUUUAUAUGAGAUCACCUACAAGGCAGUCAGUUCCUUUGACCCGGAAAUAGAUCUAUCCAACCAAAGCGGAAGAGUCUCAAAACUAGGAAAUGAAACCCAUUUUCUCUUCUUUGGCCUGUAUCCUGGAACCACAUACUCCUUCACCAUCAGAGCCAGCACAGUGAAGGGAUUCGGACCUCCGGCAACAAACCAGUUCACCACCAAAAUAUCAGCACCAUCCAUGCCAGCGUAUGAAUUUGAGACACCUUUGAAUCAGACUGAUAACACGGUAACAGUGAUGUUGAAACCUGCCCAAAGCAGAGGGGCACCUGUCAGUGUCUAUCAAAUAGUGGUUGAGGAAGAGCGCCCUCGGAGGACCAAGAAGACAACAGAGAUCUUGAAGUGUUACCCGGUGCCGAUUCACUUCCAGAACGCUUCCGUGCUGAACUCGCAAUACUACUUCGCGGCAGAGUUUCCUGCAGACAGCCUCCAAGCGGCACAGCCCUUUACCAUUGGUGACAAUAAGACAUACAAUGGCUACUGGAACACCCCCCUUCUCCCCCAUAAAAGCUACAGAAUUUAUUACCAAGCCGCUAGUAGAGCCAAUGGGGAAACCAAAAUUGACUGUGUCCGAGUGGCCACAAAAGCUGCGAUAAUCGUGACUCAGCUUACAACACCAUACAUUCGCAUCGCCCCUGCUGCAGGCGACGGCCAACUAACAGGGGCCGUUACCCCAAAGCCAGUCCCCGAACCUGAGAAACAAACAGACCACACAGUUAAAAUCGCCGGAGUGAUUGCAGGCAUCUUGCUAUUCGUUAUCAUAUUUCUGGGAGUUGUGCUGGUCAUGAAGAAAAGGAAACUGGCCAAGAAGAGGAAGGAGACGAUGAGCAGCACCCGGCAGGAGAUGACCGUGAUGGUGAAUUCUAUGGACAAGAGCUAUGCCGAGCAAGGCACGAACUGUGACGAGGCGUUCUCCUUCAUGGACACGCACAACCUGAAUGGGAGAUCCGUGUCUUCACCAUCAUCCUUCACGAUGAAAACAAAUACGCUGAGCACGUCGGUGCCGAAUUCCUACUACCCAGACCCAUUUGUGCCAACUGCAAUUUUAGUGCCAAUCAAUGAUGAGACCCACACAAUGGCCAGCGACACCAGCAGCAGCCUAGUUCAGUCCCAUACAUACAAGAAGCGCGAGGCUACUGACGUGCCUUACCAGACUGGACAGCUUCACCCGGCUAUCCGUGUGGCAGACCUCCUCCAACACAUCACUCAGAUGAAGUGUGCUGAGGGCUAUGGCUUCAAGGAGGAGUAUGAGAGCUUCUUUGAAGGACAGUCUGCACCAUGGGACUCGGCUAAGAAAGACGAGAACAGAAUGAAGAACAGAUACGGAAACAUCAUUGCAUAUGAUCACUCACGGGUUCGGCUGCAGAUGCUGGAAGGUGACAACAAUUCGGAUUAUAUCAAUGGCAAUUACAUCGAUGGCUACCAUCGACCCAAUCAUUAUAUCGCAACCCAGGGACCCAUGCAGGAGACCAUCUAUGAUUUCUGGAGGAUGGUGUGGCACGAGAACACUGCCAGCAUCAUCAUGGUGACCAACCUCGUGGAAGUGGGAAGGGUGAAAUGCUGCAAAUACUGGCCAGAUGACACCGAGAUCUACAAAGACAUUAAAGUGACUCUGAUAGACACCGAGCUGCUGGCAGAAUAUGUGAUAAGAACAUUUGCUGUGGAAAAGGGAGGGGCCGGAGGUGAAGCAAACUGCAGUCCGUCCAGAGAAGUGCCACAGAGAGGCAUUCAUGAGAUCCGAGAGAUAAGACAGUUUCACUUCACUGGCUGGCCCGAUCAUGGGGUCCCCUACCACGCCACCGGUCUGCUUGGAUUUGUCCGGCAGGUCAAAUCCAAGAGCCCACCUAAUGCAGGCCCCUUGGUGGUACACUGCAGUGCUGGGGCAGGAAGGACCGGCUGCUUCAUAGUCAUUGAUAUCAUGUUGGACAUGGCAGAAAGGGAAGGUGUGGUGGACAUCUACAACUGUGUCAGAGAGCUCCGGUCCAGGAGAGUCAACAUGGUGCAGACAGAGGAGCAGUACGUGUUUAUCCAUGAUGCGAUCCUGGAAGCCUGUCUUUGUGGAGACACCUCCAUUCCUGGUUCCCAAGUCAGGUCUCUGUAUUAUGACAUGAACAAGCUGGACCCGCAGACAAACUCAAGCCAAAUUAAAGAGGAGUUCCGGACUCUCAACAUGGUGACGCCCACCCUAAGAGUGGAGGACUGCAGCAUUGCACUCCUGCCCCGGAACCAUGAGAAAAACCGCUGCAUGGACAUCCUGCCUCCCGACCGCUGCCUGCCCUUCCUCAUCACCAUCGAUGGGGAGAGCAGCAACUACAUCAAUGCAGCCUUGAUGGAUAGCUAUAAACAGCCAUCGGCGUUUAUAGUCACCCAGCAUCCUUUGCCAAACACUGUCAAAGACUUCUGGCGACUGGUCUUGGAUUAUCACUGCACAUCGGUAGUUAUGCUCAACGAUGUGGAUCCUGCCCAGUUGUGUCCACAGUACUGGCCAGAAAACGGAGUGCACAGACAUGGCCCCAUCCAGGUGGAAUUUGUGUCUGCAGACUUGGAAGAAGAUAUCAUCAGCAGGAUUUUCAGGAUUUACAAUGCCUCCAGACCCCAGGAUGGACAUCGGAUGGUCCAGCAGUUCCAGUUCCUGGGCUGGCCGAUGUACAGGGACACACCUGUGUCCAAGCGUUCCUUCCUGAAGCUCAUCCGCCAGGUGGACAAAUGGCAGGAGGAGUACAAUGGAGGUGAAGGCCGCACAGUGGUGCACUGCUUGAACGGAGGAGGCCGCAGUGGCACCUUCUGUGCCAUCAGCAUUGUCUGUGAAAUGCUCCGGCACCAGAGAACCGUGGACGUCUUCCAUGCCGUCAAGACACUGAGGAACAACAAGCCGAACAUGGUGGACCUCCUGGAUCAGUACAAGUUCUGCUAUGAGGUGGCCCUGGAGUACUUGAAUUCUGGCUGACAGCAUCAACAGCUCUGCAGAGGAAUAUCUUCCUACCACAAAGUCAAGACGUUCUGUGGCAAUGAGAUGAAGAAUUGUCAGUAUGCUUAUUCUUGCUUUGCAUAAUUGGCUCUUUUUAAGAGCCCAAGAAAGUGUUUCUAAAACUGCUUGCACUGCCCAGUUCCCUGUAAUGCUGCUGCGUGACCAAAACACAGCAGACAGUCACCAGAGACUGUUCUCCUCGCCACUGGCACUGUUAGAGCAGCACAGACAUCUGGUCAACUGAAGAGCACAAUUAUAUUCUUAUGAAGGAAUUUGUACUUUUGGGUUUGUUUGUUUUUUUUUUUUUUUUUGUGGCCGUGACCCUUUGUCAUUGUUACAACUGAGUGUAUGUUUUGUUCUGUGGAGAAUGCUACCUGGCAUUAUGAUAAUAUAUUCUUUUAGUUAAUAUUUGUAUUUUAACAUGUUGCAUAAUAUAAGAUUAUAUAGCUUUCAAGGACUAACAGAUAAAGAUGUAAUGAACAAAGACACAGUGUAUGAGUUGUUGUUUCUAGCGCAUUUGUAUGAUUCAAAGAGAAAAGCUGGGGAGGCCUCCGUUCAGAAAUGUAACAUGGUGAGAGUCACAGAUCCAAAGCUUUUCCAUUUGUUUAUAUUGUAAAUAUUUUUUGAUUUCAUCAAAUUAUUUAUUCAUUAAAAGAAAUUUUUGUGAUGCACA